AUGUCUCCCCGCAACUCGUUCAAUACGGGCUGCCUGCCUGUUGGAAACCCCACCGUGCCAUUUUGGCAUCAAGAUAUUCAUGAGCUUCACGACCAUCGGACGACGAAAGAGCUUCCGGCCUCUAGCGAUGUGGUUAUCAUCGGUGCCGGCUACGCAGGAAUCAGCACAGCCUACCAUUUAGUCAAAGGCGAGGCCAGCCACAGCAAGCUCUCUGUGACAAUAUUGGAAGCACGGGGGGCCUGCUCAGGUGCCACAGGGCGCAAUGGCGGCCACCUGCGGCCUGACAUGUACGGCCACGUCCCUAAGUUCAUGGACCGAGCCGGAAUCGAGCGCGCCUUGGAGGUGCCCGAAUUUGAAGUCGCACACCUAAACGUCAUCAAGUCUCUGAUUGAAAAAGAAAAAAUCGACUGUGAUUUCACCCUCACCCGGUCGAUCGAUGUGUGGUGCAACGAAGAAGCGGCUGCUAGAGCCAAAGGUGUGUAUGACAUGCUGGUCUCCUACAAUCUGGAGUACAUGAAGGAUGUUUGCUUUGUGCUUGGGAAGGAUGCAGAGGGCAUCUCUGGUGUGAAGGGAGCCAAAGCAUGUGCUUCAUUUACGGCUGGCACUCUUUGGCCGUAUAAGUUUGUGCUGCACCUCACCCGAUCCAUCCUGGAGACCGGCUUGGCAAACCUCCAGACCCAUACGCCAGUCACGUCUGUCAGACGGCAACCCUCUGGCGAGUUCAUCAUUACAACCCCGCGCGGCGCAACCAUGGCCCGACAUGUGGUAUAUGCGAAUAAUGCCUACAUCGCGGGCCUUCUCCCGCAGUAUAGCCAAGCUAUUGUUCCCUGCAAAGGAUUGUGUACUCAUAUUUCAGUGCAAGAGGGCACCAGAACGCCACUCCUGAAUAAUUCUUACAUUGUGCAUGAAGAGGAUGAGACGCUUUCGUAUCUUGUUCCUCGCGCCGAUGGUAGCAUCGUUGUUGGUGGUGCUAAUGCAAGGUAUCGUUCGUUUCCGGAGCAGUGGUUCAACAAUGUGGAUGACUCCACCCUCAUCGAAGAGCGGUUCUUCCAUGGCUGGGAAAGCAGCGGUGCCCGGGUGGAUAAAGUCUGGACGGGGAUCAUGGGAUACAGCUGGGAUUCCCACCCACAUGUUGGUGCUCUGCCCGGGAAUGAUAGCCAGUAUGUCCUUGCGGGCUUCAACGGACAUGGGAUGCCCGUGGUGUUUCUGUCGGCUCUUGGGGUUGCCAAGAUGAUCAAUGGGGCCAAGUUCCAGGAUACCGGUGUGCCGAGGGUGUUUCAGACUACCCAGGAGAGACUUGAGAAGGUGAAGGACGGUGUGCCGGGUGGUGAUAUGCUCACUAUGAAUGGAUGA
Aspergillus sclerotioniger CBS 115572 is the source of this 1353-nucleotide messenger RNA. Its product is annotated as NAD(P)/FAD-dependent oxidoreductase. Gene Ontology annotation, cellular component: cytoplasm. NCBI's taxonomy places the organism in Eukaryota, Fungi, Ascomycota, Eurotiomycetes, Eurotiales, Aspergillaceae. The transcript has 2 exons. The record is from RefSeq and is a predicted model, not a curated record. Gene Ontology annotation, molecular function: oxidoreductase activity. Bases 1 to 1353 code for a protein of 450 amino acids.